GGGGAGAGAGUUCAUUAGCCGGUGGUCAAGGACAAGCAGUGAAACUUCUUUUUUUCUUGUUAUUCUUCCUAUUUUCUUCGUUGAGUCUCUCUCUCUCUUUCAUUUGGUUCGUUACUUGCUUCUCAUUCCUCCCUGUUUCUUCGGUGUGUAUGGCCAACUGAGCGUGCAACGCUUGUUGUCUUCGUCCUUAACAGAUGUCGAUGGUGGUGGAAUUGCAAGACCCCGAAAGCUACGAGCACGCCGAUUGGCCAACUGGGCUAAGCUUCAGUUUGAUGCCCGUCGAAGAUGACAGCAACGACGGCCUCUCUGUGAGCGACACUGGCAUGGUGGUGUUACACGAUCGGCUCAUCACCGACACGACCAACAAAGUUUUGACUAACCCCAUUCGCCGCUACACCAACCGCGUUCAUCCCAAUUCGUCGUUGUACACUGAGGCUUCGCUCAUCAGUUCCAAGGAUCACACGAGCACGUUCAACAUCACCAUCGGUAGCCGAGGAGAGGUAGAAAUUUCAGAAGACACUGAUUCCACUACAGGAAUAGGAAACCCGUUUUGUGAUCCACUUUCAGUGGGCGUCAAGACGGAACCAGCUUCUCCGCGACCAGCCUCUCCUUCGACGUUCAUCGACGCCCAGUUUGAUUUGAAAAAUUCCCGCUCGGAAUCACGGAAGCGAUCCAUUUCGUUUUCCAACACUUCGUGCAACCGCGAACGACCCACUGCCAAGACGAAGGCAGUGCCUGGAAACAGCCGCCUAAUGCUGACAAGAGUCGCAAACACUUCGUGCUCUAAUAAAUCAGCUAGUUUUUUGUUGCCCCCUACGCCUCCGUCGUCGACGUCAAGUGACAGCGAAGGAAGUCUUUCUCCUGAAAGGGAAGCUGCCUCUCCCAAGUCGGAAGAAAGCAACGAAAACGCAACUAGAAGAUUAAAUCAGGCCGGACGCGUUCUCUUAACCACCAAGCCAUUACCCGACCUGUUCGGUAGCGGUAGCAGCCGCCACCCUAUUAACAGCCCUCUCAUCAGCUACCAACCUAAAGGUUCAACUGGAGUGCUUCAACUGACAGAGGAAGAAAAAAGAACUCUGUUAGCUGAGGGCUAUCCAGUGCCAACUCGACUGCCCCUAACGAAAGCCGAAGAAAAAUCAUUGAAAAAGAUCCGCCGCAAGAUUAAAAAUAAAAUCUCGGCUCAGGAGUCUCGUCGAAAAAAAAAAGAAUACAUGGACACGCUUGAGAGACGGGCUCAAGUGCUGGCCGACGAAAACAGCGACUAUCGCCAGCGGCUGCACAAGUUGGAGACGGACAAUGCGGCCCUUCAGCUUCAACUGACACGCCUCAAGCACCUCUGUAGUAAACGAUCCAACAGCGGGGAUCUAAAUUCUCAUCAAAUUGAUGAAAUGUCUAUACCUAUUAAAGAAGUCGAUGACUGCUUUUCAACUAGAGGCUAAACGUUUGUGACUGACAGAUGAAAUGAGCCUGUCAAAAAUCAUUCCGUCCAUUUUGUUUGGAGUAGGAAAUACCUGAUACUCCGUUGCACAUCUGUAAUAGCUAGUCUUUAAAAAAAAACUAACAAAAUAUUCUGAUUUGAAGACGUCGAUCCUGAUUUUUUUUUUUUUGGCAUUACGCUCCCUCAUGCGCGCAAUCGGCUAUUACUGCGACGGAUUUCAUUCAUUCUCCUAUUCUUAUUAAUAGAUAAACAAAACGUGGGGUAAGCUGUUUGUUAUUUUGCUGGAUUAUGUUUUUUUGAAGACUAGCGCGUGCAAUCGGUACACGCCAAAAAAUAACUUCUUUUUUUAUCUGUUCUCAUGUUUAUUCACGUUCUCUGACACCUUAAACGUUGUUGUUUCCAUUACUGUUUGUUUUCUGUGUUUUCAUUUUUUUUUUUUUUGCGUGCUUUUUUUUUCCUAAAAAAAAGGUGAAGCAUUGAACAUGGUGACUGGUUUGAAAUAGUGUAUGCUAUUUUCUACAUAUUUUUGACCCGUGUUUUGUUUUUUCAAUUGCUGUUGAUUUCGUUUUUUUUUUUCAUGGGAUUCUUAAACUUUCAUCGGUUAUACUUGGGAUCACGUAGCUAUCAUCAUCGCCUUUCAUUUUUUUUUGCUCCGUUUUGUUUGAAAUUUCUGUUCCUUUUUUCUAUUGUUAUGUAUCGUUUGUUUCAGGGCACGCAUUAUUAUUACACGAUUGAUUGCUUUUUUCUACAAA
Messenger RNA from Daphnia carinata, 2190 nucleotides. RefSeq names its product cyclic AMP response element-binding protein A-like. Gene Ontology annotation, molecular function: cAMP response element binding; DNA-binding transcription factor activity, RNA polymerase II-specific. The record is from RefSeq and is a predicted model, not a curated record. The transcript has 9 exons. Gene Ontology annotation, biological process: regulation of transcription by RNA polymerase II. Lineage: Eukaryota; Metazoa; Arthropoda; Branchiopoda; Diplostraca; Daphniidae. The coding region runs from base 195 to 1439 and encodes 414 amino acids.